Molecule: messenger RNA, 3085 nt
Organism: Volvox carteri f. nagariensis
Lineage: Eukaryota; Viridiplantae; Chlorophyta; Chlorophyceae; Chlamydomonadales; Volvocaceae
Exons: 6
Coding region: 63-2705 (880 amino acids)
Source: RefSeq, a predicted model, not a curated record
GGCAUACCUACGAUUUAAAGUAUGUAUUUAAAGUAUGUGAUAAGCCAGCCUUCCCAAGGCCCAUGGCCUAUUCGGCCAUGUCGCCAAGGCCCAUGGCCUAUUCGGCUCGAGAGAGCAUCAAUUACAGAGCGCAACCUUGGUUGACAAUCCAGGCGUGCGAUAGUAGGAGGGCGGUUGUUGUGCAUAGCCGGCAGCGUGGUUUUGGCUCUGAAUCGCUGGAGCACGCAAUUCAGAUAAUUAACAAGUUGAUUUUUGAACAUGAGCAACGACGCCAGCGGCAACGUGCAAGGCGAGCAGACGCUAAGGGUGGGAUGGAAGUUGAUGUCCAGCCUGUCGGCAAACCCAUUACGUUUAAGGCGUCUGCAAGCACUGAAAAGCUCGUGAAGGAACCCCGGGGCCCCAGUUUCCCCCCUCGCAGCCUCUCCGCCUACCUGGCGCUGCCCCUGGACCAGUAUUCCCUUCUGGAUCCAGGUUGGAUCUCCCGUUCCCCCUCCGCCCCGGACGUGUUCGUGCUGCGUGUUCCCCUGUUCGACCUGGUGGGACUGGAGCUGCAGCCGCAAAUCACCGUGAGGGUGUCCCUAGACACCCGGAGCAACCAGGUGCACUUCUACGCGGACCAGUUCAAGGUGGGCGACCCACGGUUCGAUGCGGACUUCAAACUCGCCAUGAAGGCCACCUUGCGCAACAAGCCCGUGCCCACUUUGCGACCCCUCAGGUCGAUAAAGCGUAUGUGGGCCAGGGCGGGGGGUCGCGGUGGGGGCGGUGGCGGCGGCGGCGGCAAGGCAGCCGCUGACCUGGGCGCCGUUGGGGGCGGCGGCAGCGCUGAUGCGUCGCCAGUCGGGCAGCGGGCAGCUUCUGCCGCGACGGGGUCGUACGGCAAUGGUGGCGACGCAGGAAGCCCGGCCAGGUCUGACGCCGAUGAGGACGACAUUGUCAUAACAGUCAUAGAUGUGGACGGCGUUGACGACGGCUCGGGGCGGCCGAGCGGAUCGAGCUCCGGCGGCGGAGCCGGAGAGGAAAAAAGCAGGUACGGCAGCUUUGUCGACGGUGGACACCGGCACCGGGCUGCGCACGGUGCAUACGGCUCGUACGAGGCGGCGGAAGUGGUGGAUGUCGAAAUGGCGGCCGGCAGUUUCCCGCCGGGAUCCCGCGCCGUUCCUAAUGUAUCACAGCUUGAGAUUGUCGUACACGACCAGGAGGCUUCACCCGCCGCCGUGACCAUCGCGGAAGCCGGUCGAGGACCUGCUGACGCCACCUCGCAAUCCACUGCCGCGAUGGGGCCGGCACCAGCAACAGGCCCCGUGACCGCAUCGCAAGCUUCGGCAGCAGCAGCAAGACCAUUGCCAGUUGCGGCAGGGCCACCUAAUGUACGGCAUCCGGCGGUGGCGGUUGCGACUACCGCGGCUCCUGCUGGCUCGCCGCGGGAGCUGCCGAGUGUGGCCCCUUUCGUUGAAGAUGCCGUACUGUACGUACCGGCGAACCAGUGGGGCAGAGCAGUAGUCAGCGGCCAGUCGGGCUCCGGAACCAGUCGUACGGCAGCCUCCGCACCCACGGGGGCGGCGACGGUGACGGCAAGAGCGGUUGCAGCGGUAGUGCCAGUGGCGACGACGUCGUCAGCCAAAGCCGACGCGGACGCACGUCCUGCAGGCGCAGACGCCCUCGACAGCGAUGUCACGCUUGCUGGACCUGGGAGCACGUCCUGGUCGGCCUUGGGCAGUGCUGACGUCCGAUCACGGGACGGGUUGAAGGAGGCUGGGGCGCGCAGUAGCAGGAGUUCAGCCGCCGUGGGAGUGCAAAGUACGAUGGCGGCGUAUCGGGCUACUGGAUUGGCCGGAGCUGCGACGGGAGCGACCCAGGACCAGGAAGGCGGUAGCGGUGGCGGGCGAGGAAGCAGUACACGCACCGUCGGCAGUAGCACGGAGGGGGCCAUCAUGCCAUCGACGGAGCCGACGGCAGCGGCAGAGACGACGACGGCGGUAGAGACGGCAGCAGCAGCAGUGGCGCCGUCUACGAAUGGCGCCGCGGCAGUGCACGGCAGUCCGGCGGUCAACAGCUCCGCUACUGCUGCCGCUACCUCUAUGCCGCCGGGGGCUGCUACAGCGGCACACAGUCUGAGCGGCGCCGCCUCCGAACAACAUGUGGCGGAGAGCACUGCCAGCAGUAGCAGCAUAAGCACUGCUACCACCACCACCAAUAACACCAAUAGCAACAGCAACAACAGCACUAGCGGCAGCGGCGCCCAGGGUGACCUGCCAUCGACAGCGAGCCCGCCGUCGGCGGCGGAGUCUUCAGCCCAACUCAGCGGCGAACCCGCCGCCGCAAAUCCUUUUGUAGCUGCCGGUGGCGGCGGCGCCGCCGCCGCGGAGGAGGACGCCACUGCGCUACUAGUGGGCAGUGUGGACGUUGCCAUGACUGUGAUGUUGCCGCCAGCGCUUGCGACGGUGCCUCGGCCGCUGCUGCGUAUGGCGGGCAACCUCAUUGCGCGAUACGCCAUCGCUUCACUGCUGCCGUCCUUCCUUGAUUUGCUUGUGGCUGACUAUGGCAGGUGGUCAUCCGGCCAAACGGUGGCGGCGCGUGCGGCUCCUGUGGGGAGUCUGGCGGCGGUUGCGGCGGCCAAUGCGAGCCCCAUGCGGGCGGCUGCGCCCGGGGCACGAACACCUCAACAAGGCGGGCAGGUGCAGCAGAAGAAGCCGGAGCAGGAGUAGCAACUUGGAGUGUAGCUGGCGUGUGGGCGGGAUCCACAUCAUGAGAUUGGGUUAUAGCUUGUAGGACUUGAGGACUUGGUGGCUUCGGGUGUUGCUGGUACCAGGAGUGUCUCCUUUUUUAUGUUGCCUCCAACACAGAGGAUCUGUAAGGAUGAGCUUUUUGUCGUUGCAGUGUUGCUGUUUGCAUGUUAACGACGAUAUGGGAUUAAGCUAUUGCUACGAAUACAGUAACGCUCGUUGAAACGUGAGGACACGUGCAUUGACCCUGUAUGUCGACAAGGGCCGUCGACAUGUGCUCUGGGCUCACUCUAUCCCGAGUAACAAAACGAAAAUCGCAAGGGGGGACGUUGUGCGGUAAAUCGAUGAAAAUUAAUAGCAAG